Messenger RNA from Cannabis sativa, 3043 nucleotides. RefSeq names its product DNA repair protein RAD16. The record is from RefSeq and is a predicted model, not a curated record. Lineage: Eukaryota; Viridiplantae; Streptophyta; Magnoliopsida; Rosales; Cannabaceae. The transcript has 16 exons. Gene Ontology annotation, molecular function: ATP-dependent chromatin remodeler activity; metal ion binding; ATP binding. Bases 145 to 2811 code for a protein of 888 amino acids.
UUCGGUUAUAUAUACAGUCCCCUAGAAUUGUUUGGACUAACCACUAUAAUCGUCAAUCGCUUCUUCUUCUCCUCCUUCCCUUUCGAUAUCAUCGCCAGGCAGUCCACCGAUAACCCUACGUACCUUUCUCAACUUAUUCCAUCAAUGGAGCUCCGUUCCCGUUCCCGUUCCCUCAAAACAAAGUCCGACUCUGCCAACGAUGGAGAUGGACAUGAGGAAGACGAGAUUGAUAUUGACAAUUCGGAUAGCUCUGAUGAUGAAAUUUUCGUAGCGUCAUCUUCAGAUGAUGAAAAAAUCAGUAGCGAUGAAGAUGAGGAGUUUCACCCUUACAAAAGGAGGAAAGUGGGAUACAACCGGGGUAAAACUGAGAUUGGGUUGGAUAAAACUAUUAAAAAGGAUGAGAUUAAGGAUGAAAUAGACCUGGCUCUCGAGGGAGUAGUACAAAAAAUGAAAGGAAAGAAAAAGAAGUCAAAGAAAGGGAAAGAGGAGAUUGAGGAUGAAGUAGACCUGGCUCUUGAGGGAGUAGUACAAAAAAUGAAAGAAAAGAAAAAGAAGUCAAAGAAAAGGGACUCAAAGCCAGUUUUGAUGUGGAACAUUUGGAAAAAUGAGAAUGAGAAAUGGCUUGAUGAGAAUUUUUCAAAAGAUCUUGACUUGGAGAAUCAGAAUGAAAUAGUUACUGAAGUGGCAGAAGCACCUGCGGAUAUGGUUGUGGAUUUGCUGAGGUACCAAAAGGAAUGGCUAGCUUGGGCUUUAAAACAAGAAGGUACUCCAAAUAGAGGAGGAAUCCUUGCAGAUGAGAUGGGAAUGGGGAAAACCAUUCAAGCCAUUUCACUUGUACUUGCCAAACGAGAACUUUAUAGGGCAAGUGGUGUAACUUCUGAUUCAUCAGAAGGCACAUCAACAGACCUGCCUCGAAUUAAGAGCACGCUUGUAAUCUGUCCUGUUGUUGCUGUGAAUCAGUGGGAAAAUGAAAUUGAUAAGUUUACAUCAAAGGGGAGCACGAAGGUACUGGUUUAUCAUGGGGCAAACAGAGGAAAAGUUUCCAAGAAGUUUUCUGAUUAUGAUUUUGUCUUAACUACUUACUCAAUUGUUGAGGCUGAUUACAGGAGGCAUACGAUGCCUGCCAAAGAGAAAUGCCCUUACUGUUCAAAGAAGUUUAAUGAGAAACGUUUGACAGUGCACUUGAAAUACUAUUGUGGCCCGAAUGCUUUGAAAACUGAAAAGCAGUCUAAGCAACAAAGGAAGAAGUUUCAAGCUAUGCCAUCAACACCGAAGUUGGAUGACAAAUCUUCUAAAGGCAAGAAGCCAGCGAAGCAAAACGAGAAGGAAGCAUUGGCUAAGGAGGAAUCGGCCUUACAUGCUGUGAAUUGGGAACGUAUUAUUUUGGAUGAGGCGCAUUAUAUCAAAUCUAGACGAAGUAAUACUGCCAGAGCUGUUCUUUCCUUAGAGUCUUCAUACAAAUGGGCUUUAAGUGGUACUCCUCUUCAGAACCGUGUUGGUGAACUUUACUCUUUGUUACGCUUUCUACAAAUUGUUCCAUACUCCUUUUACUUCUGUAAGGACUGUGAUUGCAAAGUUCUUGAUCAUAGUUCCUCAGGAGAUUGUUCAAAAUGCCCUCAUAAUUCUGUUAGACAUUUUUGUUGGUGGAAUAAAUUUAUUGCUACACCUAUACAAACAUAUGUGAAUCAAGACCCUGGGAAAAGGGCGAUGAUGUUGCUUAAGCACAAAAUUUUAAAGAAAGUAGUGCUACGAAGAACUAAACAGGGAAGAGCUGCUGAUCUUGCUCUUCCUCCACGAAUAAUAUCUUUGAGGAGGGAUGUGCUCGAUAUCAAGGAGCAGGAUUAUUACGAGUCAUUAUACAAUGAGAGUCAGGCACAGUUUAACACAUAUAUCGAAGCAGGAACACUUAUGAAUAAUUAUGCCCACAUAUUUGACCUUCUCACACGUUUGCGUCAGGCAGUUGACCAUCCGUACCUUGUGGUAUACUCUGCAACUGCAGCAAUUAGAAAUGCAAACAAGGUGGAAAUCGAUAAUGAAGAGCGAGUAUGUGGCAUAUGUCACGAGCCAGCAGAAAAUCAUGUGGUUACCUCUUGUGAACAUGCCUUCUGCAAAGCUUGUUUGAUUGAUUACGCUGCUUCCUUAGGACAAGUCUCAUGCCCAUCUUGUUCGAAAUUGCUUACUGUAGAUUUGACAUCAAAUGCAGAUAAUGGGAAUCACACCAGUAAAACUACAAUAAAGGGCUUCAGGGCAUCAAGUAUUCUAAACAGAGUUCAACUUGACAAUUUUCAAACAAGCACAAAAAUUGAGGCUCUGAGAGAAGAAAUCAGGUUCAUGAUUGAGAAGGAUGGUUCCGCAAAAGGAAUAGUUUUCAGCCAGUUCACAUCAUUCUUGGAUCUCAUAAACUACUCCCUCGAGAAGUCCGGUAUAAAAUGUGUUCAGUUGAAUGGAAGCAUGACUAUGGUUGCCAGGAAUGUUGCUAUUAAGAAAUUUAUUGAAGAUCCAGAAUGCAAGAUUUUUCUUAUGAGUCUCAAAGCUGGAGGCGUUGCUCUCAAUCUUACUGUUGCAUCACAUGUUUUCAUGAUGGAUCCAUGGUGGAACCCUGCUGUCGAGCGGCAAGCACAAGAUAGAAUUCACCGUAUAGGACAGUAUAAGCCAAUAAGAAUUGUUAGAUUCGUUAUAGAGAAUACAAUUGAGGAAAGAAUUCUGAAGCUGCAAGAAAAGAAGGAACUAGUGUUUGAAGGUACUGUUGGUGGUUGCUCAGCAGCUUUGGGAAAAUUAACAGAAGCAGACAUGAGAUUUCUUUUCACCUGAGAGAAUUAUCCGUACACCCUUAGGCAUUAGGUAGUGGUGAACCCUAUCAUCUUUUGGCUUAUAGUUUAGUUCGUUGCACAGUAAGUAUAUAGUUUUUUCUUUUGAUGCGUUGUUGCAUUUAAGUGGCCAAGAAUCUUGAAAACAUUUAAUUUUUCUUUGUAGUUCGGGUCACAAGUACAAUUUUUUGUGAUUGGGUGCGAAUUGUGGUGAUAAAGCAUAUCGGCUUGAGAAA